Molecule: messenger RNA, 1046 nt
Organism: Ruditapes philippinarum (Manila clam)
Lineage: Eukaryota; Metazoa; Mollusca; Bivalvia; Venerida; Veneridae
Exons: 6
Coding region: 112-813 (233 amino acids)
Source: RefSeq, a predicted model, not a curated record
GUCAUGUAAAGCUAUGUUUUCUGUUUGAAAACUGAAUGCAAUAAAUUCUGUUAUUCUGUUCUUUGCGAUAUUCAUGUAAAAUUUGCUUGUGGAACAUUUAAAACUUUCAACAUGGCGAAACACGCAGUGUUAUUUCUGGUUUUGUUUCAAUUCCAAUCUACUGUUUGCCAUCCGGUCGGCGUUUCUAACGAAAACUUCAACUGUAGAAAGUACACGGACUAUGCAAUACAUGAAAUGACUUGUAGAACUGAUGGCAUGUUUCACAUGCGGGGCGAAUUACUAAGCGACGCACGAGCAACUUGCAGUAAUGUGACGCGUAAAGAAUCCUACCUGAACUGCAUAGAAUCAUUGUCUGACCGAUGUCCAGAGCAAUAUGACCAGGUGGCCGAUUCUAUAAGAAAAAAGCUGGACACUUUUUGUGAUGGCAAUGACGUGUCGGAGUGGCUUAAAUCAGUGGAACUCGCCCGGACUCCGCCCACUGUUAACUGUCCAGAAUUACCAAUUAGCGAAGUGUAUGGCGACUGUAUUAAAAAGUUUUAUGCUCAAAACAAACUUGGCGAUCGCAUCACUUCUUUUGAAACAGCAACGGAAUAUUUGCCAAGGUUGAUGAGCGAUGUUUUUCAUUGCCUGAAGACGAAUUUUUCACAAACACCAGUUCUGGCAGACGAAUGCAGCAACUCUUGGCAACACAAACUGAUAGACUUUUGGUUAAUACAGACGUAUUACGGAUUUCUUUUUAGUGACCUCUCCUAUGAAGUCCAACAAGAGAUAUUGACUAUGGCGAGAAGCUCUACAGUAGGGAACCUUCUAUAGAGGGUUGAGACUAACAUACCCCGAUGGAAAGCUAACUAUUACAGCAAAUUCACUGCAAUAUUAUUUGCCUUAAGCUGAAAACACUAUCCUGAAACUUGUACACCAUCAAAAGUUGACACCACUACUACAUACAUCAAUUUGACAUAUUGAGCAAUGGAUAAUGACGGUGACUUUGUCUUGUUACAUGUGUUAGCUCUGACAAACAAAUAUAUACUCUGAAUUAAAUGGUAAUC